Messenger RNA from Zophobas morio, 990 nucleotides. RefSeq lists its product as uncharacterized. The record is from RefSeq and is a predicted model, not a curated record. Lineage: Eukaryota; Metazoa; Arthropoda; Insecta; Coleoptera; Tenebrionidae. The transcript has 3 exons. Bases 181 to 930 code for a protein of 249 amino acids.
CAAUAUAACCAGUUUAAUAAAAACAUCAGUUAAACCCGCUCGUUUUGACUAAAUUAACGCUUUAAUCGCCAAACCACGUCACAAUCAAGAAAACAACAAAUAUUUUUCUUACCAAAGUCACUCAUCGAUUAUAAAAACACGCUACCUCAGACAGACAGUUUCGCACCACUCUUGCUAAACAUGAAACCCACAAUCGUGUCCGUCUGUAUUUUGACAGUUCUGAGUUUCUCUUCCUGUGCGGAACUACCACCCAGUUUCGAAAAAUGCAACAUCAAGCACUUGGAUUUUGAAAAAUGUUUGAGUGACGCCAUCCACGACGCCAUCAAACAAUUGAAAGACCCAAUUCCUGAACUGGGUUUACCCAGCAUAGAUCCAUUUAAUAUGAAAAGUAUAAAGUUGGACUUGGGAGAUAGUACUCAGAGUUUGCAGCAGAUAUGGAGCAACAUUACAGUUCAAGGCUUGAGCAAACCAGCAGCUACAGAUGCAAGAUGGACUUCUGGUUCUAUCAUCACCUUAGACCUCGAUGUGAGGUACGACCACACAUUAGUUUUCACCACCGACUACGAAGCCCACGGUGCAGCUCUUCUUCUGGUGGUUGACAUAUUUUCUAAAUUUACUUGCGAUUUUGUGGGCGGCGGAAACGUUAAAGUGACUUACAAAAUUCAACAACCUGAAAAAAGCAGCGGUUAUUUCGAACUGAUUAGUACCAAGGUCGUACUUGAACCCAAGCAAGUGAAAUUUAUGUAUCACGAUUUCUUUCAAAAUCAGAGUAUGACAGAUGCAAUAAACUCGGAGAUAAACAAAAAUUGGAAAGCAACCUGGGACUUCGUCCAUGAGUUUGUGGGUGUUUACGAUCCAUAUUUUGGUGCUUUGCUCAGAAGUAUUUUGGAAAGAGUUCCGGCUGAUCAAAUUUUCGAUGGGUUAAGUUAGAACCGUAUUUUUAUGAUGUGUAGGUCUUUAAAAUGAAUAAAUUGUAAAUUAUUCUACUAA